Messenger RNA from Formica exsecta, 6328 nucleotides. Its product is annotated as synaptic vesicle membrane protein VAT-1 homolog-like. Gene Ontology annotation, molecular function: oxidoreductase activity. Bases 766 to 2190 code for a protein of 474 amino acids. Lineage: Eukaryota; Metazoa; Arthropoda; Insecta; Hymenoptera; Formicidae. The record is from RefSeq and is a predicted model, not a curated record. The transcript has 7 exons.
GGAGAGCCUCCUCGCGCGUUUAUCGCUACGCGCAAUUUGUAAUUACGGUGCGCGAUAUCGAGCGUGUAUAUAUCCAUCGUGCUGAGGAUCGAUAAUCCAACUCGAAGCACGAUGGAGUCGGCAUUUUCAAAUUUUUAGGUUAUAGUAUGCGAGAUUAGCGACGAGAGAGAGGGACGGAGGAUAGGGGGAGGAGGAACGUGCGAAGGAGAAUGGGGGAAGAGAAGAUACGACGAAACGGGAACUACUUCGCUGUGGCGGAGUGUGACGUGCCGCGGUACAUGCGCGCGCAUCCCAGCACGACUCGACUGAACGUGGCAAACGACGAAGACGACGCGCGAUUGGUCAAUCUGCAAGGGCGCGCGGUUGCUAAGCAACAGUAAUAACGCGCGCGUUACUACCGGCCGGCGUAGUGUCGGAGCGGAGCGGAUUUCGCACAGUGGCACAGAACAACGUCGGCUUCCGUGGAGUUCAUACGUGCCGGAUAGUAUAAACGACACACCGUGUGCCAAAGUCGACGGAUUACUCACACAAACGGGCACUUUCUCUCCCUCCUUUCUCUCUCUCUCUCUCUCUCACUUUCUCUUUUUCUCUAUCUUUUUCCUUCUAUCCGUCUCCUCCGUUUGUCGCUUCGCGAUCGCGGACGCACGCUCCCCUUUCUUGAGGUAUCUCCGCCACGGCCGCCGUCAGAGCAGCCUCAGUCUCGCGUUAAAGGACGUCGCGUGAGCUUCAGAGUUUCAGGGCGUCUGAGAAGAGUAAGGCAUAAAGAUGGCAGAGGACAAGAACGAGACGAGCCCGAGCGCCGAGGGCGAGAAGCCGCCGCAGGAAACAACGGCGUCACCGCCGGCUUCCAAGCCGGACAAGGAGGAGCCGGCGAAGGAGUGCAAGGAAGAUGAGAAGAAGGUCGAGGAGAACGGUGAAGGCGAGAAACCGAAGGAGAAUGGCGAGGAGAAGCCUACUCCGGAGCCGAAGGACAUGCGGGCGAUCGUGCUCAACGGUUUCGGCGGCCUGAAAAGUGUCAAGGCCCUGAGAAAACCGGAGCCCACCCUCGGCGAGGGAGAGGUCCUGAUACGAGUCAAAGCCUGCGGACUGAACUUCCAAGAUUUGAUGGCUAGACAAGGGGCGAUUGAUUCACCUCCAAAAACUCCGUUCAUCAUGGGCUCGGAGUGCGCGGGUGACAUCGAGCAAGUUGGCGAGGGAGUCGAGAACUUCAAAGUGGGUGAUAGAGUGGUCGCCCUUCCCGAUCACAAAGCGUGGGCGGAGCUGGUCACUGUGCCGGCAACGUCCGUUUUCGCGCUACCACCCGGAAUGAGCUAUCUUGAUGCGGCCGCCAUCACCAUGAACUACACCGUAGCUUAUAUUCUGCUCUUCGAAUUGGCCCAUCUCACGCCCGGCAAGAGCUUGAUGCUUCACAGCGCCGGCGGCGGUGUGGGUCAAGCGGUGGUUCAGCUUGCGAAAACCGUGAAGGAUGUAACCAUCUUUGGCGUCUGUAGCAAAUCCAAGCACGAAGCUCUUAAAAACGCCGGAACUAUCGACUACCUUUUGGAACGCGGCACAGACUAUAGCAACGAAGUCAGAAAAAUCUCCCCGGAAGGCGUAGAUAUUGUCUUAGACUGUCUAUGCGGCGAAGAAUGUAAUAAAGGUUACGCCCUCUUGAAACCGAUGGGCAAGUACAUCCUUUAUGGAUCCAGCAAUGUCGUCACCGGGGAAACUAAGAGCUUCUUUUCCGCAGCGCGAUCAUGGUGGCAAGUCGAUAAAGUGUCGCCUAUAAAGCUGUUUGAUGAGAACAAGACAUUGUCCGGAUUGAAUCUACGCCACUUAAUGUACCAACACGGCAGUCAUGCGUUUGUUCGACGGGCGGUGAAUCAAGUGUAUACACUGUGGAGCGAGGGCAAGAUCAAACCAGUGGUGGACUCAACAUGGGCGCUGGAGGAUGUACCCGAGGCUAUGCAAAAAAUGCACGAUCGCAAGAACAUCGGUAAGAUCGUGCUGGAUCCGAGUCUGGAGCCGAAGCCCAAACCAGCUACGCCGGCUAAAGGCAAAGCAAAAGACAAGAAGGCCGCGAAUCAGGAGGAGAAGAAGGCGUCUAGCGUAGAGUCGGAAGAGGGGGAGAAGAAGAAAGAGCCCGAAUUAACAAACGGUACCUCAGAAGACAAAUCUGAUAGCGAUUCCAAAGAAAAGGAAUCUAGCUGAAUUAGCGGAAACUAAGAUGAAAUUGAUGAAAUUGAUAUCCGUAAACGUCAAGAAUUUUCCAAAAGUACUAUUGCCCGAAAGAAUGAAAAAUUAAGUUCGUUUUAAAUAAUACACGAGCGAUAUCGCGCAAAGUUUACAUGCAGAUGAUCCAUAACAAAUUAUAUCAUACAACUUAAUAUAAUGGACGAAUAUUAAUAUCCAAACAAUUAUCUGGAAUACGAAAAUUCGAUUUAGUAAGUAAUCGAUUGCUUACUAAGGUACUCUUACUCUUACACAUUACUCUUUUAUGUCCAAAAGCCACCGUUUUUAACGCAUAUCAUCUGCACGUAAAUGUCCUCCCCUACAUUUGCGCCGAGAUUAAGAAUUCAUGCGAAUUAUGAGUGAAGGAGAAUCAACCAGCAUAUUACAUAAGAACGAGAGAAGCAACCAAAUAGAAAUAACAAUCUUGAUGCGGUCCACAGUAGUUUACAGAAUAUAAGAACGUUAUGUUUAUUUUUUCACAUCGACCAAAUGGUUAAUUUUGCGAGGAAUUAAGUAAACGAUUGUUGGAUACCACGUAGUCAUUAGGCAGCUUGAUUCUUUUUUCUAUUACCUCUAUUAUUUUAGGAAAUGGAUGUAACUAGCCUUUCCGUACUUAUUAAACGAUCGAGCUCAUAAACACGAUAUAAUAGCAGUUUAAUAACUGUGUGUUGUCCAACAGUUAUCUACUUGGCUCUAUUUAUCUGUAUCGGAUACUAUCGCUGCUACUACGGUAUAUACUAACACAUUCUCUCUUAUACUAAUAUAAUAUUACCUCUAUUUGUAAUUUAUAAUGGGAUAAAAUAACACAUUGCGCUAACGUUGCAUUUCCGCAAAGAAAAGCUAAAAAUGCAGAGCUGCAUUACUUUCGUAUAUAAAUUUUACGUAUUACAAAGAUGUUUUUACACUACUUUAUUAUUCAUCGUGACCCUUUUGUCACGAUGUAAUAUCCUUUUAAAUUUUAACGAUAGCGAUGAAAGUCAAGAGUAAUAUUUAGUACACUACAUAUACAGGGCAUUUAGCUGAGAUUUGGAUGCUCUUUUUUCGUACAUUUUCAUACUUCAUGUAGUUCUUAUGUAAAAUUAGUUAUAGACUUUUCUCCUAUGUAGAUUUUCCUAUGUAAAAAUUGAAAAGUAGAAAAAAAUUGAAAUAUUAAAAUGUAACUAUCUAACAGCUUAUUAUAAUCGGUAUUUUUCUAAAUCGAAAUUAUCUCUUUUUUUUUUUUAAAUCACGUGCGUUGAUCUUUGCAACGAUACAUCAACGAACUUUCAAAAUAUUCCGAUUAAAUUUUGGAAAUUCGAAAUAUAAUGCAAAAUUAAAUAUAAAUUGACUCGCGUUGAUGUUUAUUAUAUGCUAGAAAUGGUGGAUAAUCGGAGAUUUGAUAUCUAAUCUGAAUAUAAGAGAAUUGAUUAUAUGACAUAAAUUAAGCAAAAAUGUAUGUAAUUAGACUGAUUAAUUACGGCUUGAAACUAUAAGCCUAAUAGAGAUAUUAUUCGGCACAUAAGUGCUUUGAGAAUUAUUUUAACGAAUGUUGGCGUACUAUUAUUUCACCUUGUGACUUUCGAAUCAGUUUUAACAAAAAAUCGGGCGUAUAUGCUCGUAUAAUACGAUAUCUCAUCGUUUUUAUUCAAGUGUGCGAACCGAUGAUGUACUUUAAAAGCUCCAAAUAACUUUAUUGUUUAAAUGAAAUUUUAUAAACAUAUUUAAUGACGUUGCAUCAACAUGUACAUGAAGAGUAAUUUAAUGAAUUAGCAUCGUAGAAUAUAUCGCUUUUCUUACGAGAAGGAACGAGUUUAAAAAAAAAAUACGCAAGGCCUCAUUUUCUAUUAUCACGCGCGUGAAUACAUAGUUGUGUCGCUUAGGACGCCGAACGCGUGACUGCAAUCCGAUAAAUUAUGUUAAAUCCGCAUUGCGGUCUUUCUUCAACUUUCGAACCUUCGAGUAAUAUUUUUGCGACGGUCGUGAUAUAUUGUUGGCCGUUCUACGUACGCAAAAAAUAGUGAAGAACGCGUUAUUAACGGCGAUCUGUUGAGCGAGAAGAUUUUCAUAAUAAUAUAAAUGAAAGAUUAAAAGGAUCCUCGCGAGUCUCUCGAGAGAAAGUGAGAUAAAAGAAAAAAAAAUUUCGAGGGCGUGUCCUCUCGAUGGAAUGCGGCUCAGUGGAGAACCUGACCGAUGCAGAACAAAGUGUGCAUAUCUCUCCGGAACGUUGGAACAAUUUUGGUGUAGCCGAUUUCGUUAGGAUUUGAUACUAGCUCUGUAUACCGAUAUCUAUAUUAUACAAAUCAUUAUGCGAGAAGAAAAAGACGCGUGGACGAGAGGAAAGAUAUGUGUUGAUAUCGCGCGCGAAUCUCGAAUUGUCAGAGAAGCGCACGAAAGAGCCACGAAUUACUGCCGUAUCGAAUCUCUCGGUCCAAAAGUACAUAAUAAUAUCUUACUCAUCAAGAAAACGUAUCGAUCUGAAAAGAAAAAGACAAAAAAAGUGUGAAAAAUGCAAAAAACAUGAUAAAUGUGGCUGCAUAUUUUGAGACAUCUUUUAAACACGUAAGAGAUACACUUAAUCCGACACGAAAACACGACACACGCCCAUACACAAAAUACGACGACAUACAUCAUACUGUAUAUUUUAUUGUAAGGCUUUAAAUGUUUCAUCAAAUAACUCUAUUAUAUUAUAAUAUAUCUAUAUAUAUUUGUAUCGAUCGUUUUCUCCUGCCCUGAUUUUUUUAUUUAGGUCCGAAGCACGAAUGUCGGAAUAAUAAGUCUGGGAUGUGCGAGUGUUAUAUGUGAGAUUAGAUGCAAGAGCUUUAAAUUUAAAGAGCGAAAAUCGAUUAAUGACUGGUUACUUUUUUAUUAUAAUUGGCAAUUUUAAUGCAGCAAUCAACUCUCGUAUGCCGAAAUUGCGUUUUUGCAGAUAUUAUACAUUAUUUUAUUUACAUGUCGUUAAUGACAUGUCAUGCUUCUGUAUAAUUAGCAGUGUAUUUUUAUGUAUUCUCAGUUUCUUUUCCCUUGGAAAAAUGCUUUGCAUGAGUAAUUACUUUUGAUGAAAUGCCGACCAUGAGAAUUUAGAUUGAUUUUCGAUUAUUAAUACACUUAAGAGAGGCCGUCGCACUCCAAAAAAAUUUACAUAAAUCAGAUUUACACAAAAAUGAUGAAAUUUUGCGCUAUAUCGCGUUAAUAUCGUAAUCAAAAUGUAUUUUACCACUGCGAAAUGCUAUUCUAAUUUUAGAACAUUUAAAUGUGCACAAAAAUUGCGCGGAUAUUACGAUAUUAUUACGGAAAAAUUUUAUCUCUCUGUAAUUGCUACAUAUAUAUACAUAUAUAAUACAUAUAUAAUUUCUAAGCAUUUUAUGAAAAUGCAUAUCUAAUGCGCCAUAUUCUUGGAUGCGCGUUACAUGUUCACGGCUAUAUCGUUUAACUAAGCCGCUUUUAAAUUUUAAGAGUCGACUGAAUUUAAACAUUUUAAGCUGCGAGACAAUCUGCGCAAACUGGCAUACUGAAACAUGUUCGAUAGCUAAUGACCGAAAUGUAUGUAUAUGAUUUCAUGCCAGCACGCAAGUGUCAUUUAGCAGUAAUAAUUCUAUUUACCUGUUCUAGGACGAAUCCUUGAAACAAAUCGUGCAUACAUUAUAAACGAUUGUCAAGAAUGAUAAGAUGGAAAUUGUUCGCAAUCGUUACGAAAAAGGGGUACGCGGCCGGGGAAUCCGUUUCCGAAACUCGGUGACAAUUUUUUGCCGUUUGAAGUAUACUUUUACGAAAGGCUCGUCUCAAAGCUAUAACCAUUCCGUUGGCACGAUAGAGAGCGAGAAUGAGAGGAUAUUGAGCACGCGUGCGUCUCUUAUUAGUUAUGCGAACCCGCAUCGUUAGAAAGCAGGACCUACAAUUUUGCGAACGUGAUACAUUAUGAUUGUGUAAAAUUGUAAAAUUUGUCGAGGGGUCCGGGCGAAAGCAACAAACGCUUUUUCCCACCGCCGAGAUUCUUGAUCGCGAUUUAAAUACGCCGAAGAAGCUCACGGGAAAAGGAAAAAAACCUUCGCCCGCUCCCCGUCAAGCUUGAUAUAGAUUGUAUUUUUGGCUUAUUAUUGUAAGACUGACUAUGUUGCUAUAUUAAAGAUUGCUUCGAAAA